Molecule: messenger RNA, 943 nt
Organism: Xiphophorus maculatus (southern platyfish)
Lineage: Eukaryota; Metazoa; Chordata; Actinopteri; Cyprinodontiformes; Poeciliidae
Product: trypsin I-P1-like
Exons: 6
Coding region: 1-756 (251 amino acids)
Biological process (GO): proteolysis
Molecular function (GO): serine-type endopeptidase activity
Source: RefSeq, a predicted model, not a curated record
AUGGCUCUGCUGAAGGUUCUGCUGCUGCUGCUGGGGCUGGGUGUUUCAGUGAACUUUGCUGUUUCUCUGCAGAAGAGAAUAAUUGGAGGUCAUAACUGUGCUGACACGGAGCGUCAAUAUCAUGUUCGGCUGGAAGUGACGAACGGGCAGACAACAACCAUCUGUGGAGGAUCUCUGAUCCACCCUAAGUGGAUCCUGACUGCAGAUACCUGCUGGAAGACGGAGACAGGGUGGUUUACCAGAGCAAUUAUAAAAGUUCAUCCACGGACUGCUAUACUGGGCAUUUUCGAUAUACAAGGAGGUCCAGUGGUUUAUAAUCCUGACGGCUGGCGUCAUGACAUCAUAUUGCUGAAGCUUCAGAGACAAGUAAAUGAUGUCCCACUUGCUCAGCUCCCAGACUGCACUUAUCGUCUUAAAAAGGACGAUAUUGUUCAGCUUGCAGGAGAGGGAGCAACGACAACCGGCCCCAAUAAUCUGCAUUUAUCCAAUGUUGCUCCUGCAACACAUCUUCAGUGUGUUGACAUGAAAGUUGUUGAGGCUCACAAUUUCCUGCUGCCAUAUGGGCGUUUAUUCUCUGCUUCAGCACCGAACAAGGAUGUGUGUUAUGGUGACGCUGGUUCAGCAGCGGUGUUCAACGGCAAGAUUUAUGGUGUGAUUUCUCCAGGCGUACCAGUCUCUGCAUGUGAGCAGCCAGUUUUAAUCAUGGAUGUGUGUGAAUACAUCGGGUGGAUAAGAGCAAGGACUGGCCUUAAAUAAAACAUAAACUAUCAUGAAAUAAAAUUCUCGUCAAAUUUCCUCUCAGAUAUAAUUUCAUUAUUGUAUCUUGAUCAGUUUGAUCCACAUGUUUGUAGAAUUAGAAUAAAUCAAUAGUUUUGUUUUUUUCUCAUCUAACCUUGAUUUCCCUAAUGGAUCUUUCUCUGUCUCAAAAAUGAAUCAAUAAAUG